AUGCUUGCUGUGCAGAAAAUCUGUCUGCUUUGUCCGCGCCUGUUCUGCGUGGUGUUGCACGGCGUAUUGGUACGAAAGGAUCUGACGCGCGAAAUAAAGAACGCCGUAGCUCGCAAGCAUGUCCUCUUCAAGAUUCUCUUGACCGCAUCAGUCCCACCUGCUUGCACAAGAUCACGGGGCACUUUACUUGCUGCUGAGUUUCAGAACUUGUACGGUCUCAAUUUGGCAACUGCUGUAUGGAUUUCAGCAUCUGUUGAUGAUAUUCCUCGCCGUUUAGAGAAGCUGAAACGCACUGACAUCUAGACAUGUAUGCCUCGAUUAGCGCCACGCUAUCGCACACUCUACAA
Molecule: messenger RNA, 347 nt
Organism: Suillus subalutaceus
Lineage: Eukaryota; Fungi; Basidiomycota; Agaricomycetes; Boletales; Suillaceae
Exons: 3
Coding region: 1-303 (100 amino acids)
Source: RefSeq, a predicted model, not a curated record